AUGAAGGUCCUCGCCCUCGUCUCUCUUGCCUCCGUUGCCGCUGGUGUGACUAUCAGAAACCACAUCGAAGACAACUGCAGGGGCAGCUACCUCGAAUUCACCAACAUCCCACCAAGAGUCUGUGCUGUUGCCAUCUAUGAAAACACUAUAAAGGGUGCUGUUACUGUCGCCUUUUCCGGGUUGCCGUCAUUCUCGCCCAUGUAUGGCUGGCAGGCCCGUGACAGUUAUACAUGCGGUACGAUCGUGAAGGGUGACAAUGUCGGACCCACCGACAGCAAGUGUCUUGCAAAGCUUUCCAGUUCCGCUCUAUACUCUGGCAGCAGCUGGAGCCAGGCAGGACUGCGUAACGUCAAAGGAGGGAGGGAUACAACCUGCACGGGCAAAGCGGCCCCCAAUGCGAUUGUCCUGAACGAUGGACACAAGUACGCCGUCGACAACAUGGAUGCCGAAAUGUUCAAAUCGCUAUACCGCAUGGUCGCCAAGGGAGCUACGUCUCAGGAAUUGCCAGCCGAGUAUGCUGCAUUUGAGGUUGAAAUGGAGACUGCUGAGCAGCGCGCCCAAGAGAUCCAGGCUUAG
Molecule: messenger RNA, 576 nt
Organism: Arthroderma uncinatum
Lineage: Eukaryota; Fungi; Ascomycota; Eurotiomycetes; Onygenales; Arthrodermataceae
Exons: 1
Coding region: 1-576 (191 amino acids)
Source: RefSeq, a predicted model, not a curated record